UAAUUAUUUAGCCUUUUAGUUCGUUAGAAUGUUUUCUAAAAUGUAGGCCUGCGUUGUUUUGUGUUUGCGGAGUUUAACUUUGUGCAUGUGCUUGACAAUAAAUACAGAAAUUACGUGGAAAUGAAGGGGAAUUUUUAUUCGGCUGUUUAGAAGACGACAGUCGUGUUUAUGCUGUGGUUUAAAGAGUGGUCAAACCUUCAUUCUCUUUACCAGAGAUUUCAAGUAUGCAAAGAGGAAAAGAAGUUGAUAUCCCUGUGGAGGUCAUGGGUUUAGUCAUAGGAAAGAAACAUUCUAAUCUGAGGAGGAUUGAAAAGGAAACUGGGACCGAAAUUGAAGUGAAAAGUAAUAAAAUUUAUGUCAUUGGUGGACCUCAAGAGACAAAGAAUGCAAUAAAACAAUUGAAGACUGCUGUGAUUUCAAGCAUGCAAAGAGGAAAAGAAGUUGAUAUCCCUGCGGAGGUCAUGGGUUUAGUCAUAGGAAAGGGACGUUCUAACCUGAACAGAAUUGAAAAGGAAACUAAGACCAAAAUUGAAGUGAAAAAUAAUAAAAUUUAUGUCAGUGGUGGACCUCAAAAGACAAAAGAUGCAAUAAAACAAUUGAAGACUGCUGCGUUUGAAGGAAUCUACUAUAAUAGGAUAAAGAAGCAGUUUACUUGUGAUACCUAUGAUUUUGUUGAUGGAAGUGGCAGGAAAUGUGAAUUAAGGCUUGUUCCAGUUGAGUGUCCAAGGCAAGACUGGCAUCAAAAUAAAGAGUACUUUAAGAUAGAAAGAGAUGAUGAAGAAGAUCAAAUGGUAUCAGAUGGAGAAAUUGGUGAUUUGAGCAACAUUAUUGCUAAAGUUCUCCAAAAGAUACAAGAUGGUAGGUCUCUUGCUAAUAUGCCUAAGGCUGACUUCUGGUGUCAUUUUGGACAUCUCUACAUCACAGGAAAUGUUGAUGAAGAUGAUCAAGGUGAAGUGUAUGGUUUGGAGGAUUUUCAGAGUCAAUUUAACAUUGAAAAUGGCUGGAAAAUGGUGUUUGAUUCUGCUAUCAAGGACAUGAAAAUACAGGAAUUGGAAGAAGCACUUGCUGGCUCUAGAUAUGAGAAAAUCCCACCUCAUGUCAGAUAUGAUCUGUCUUUUUUAACUCCAUCCUGUACCAGAAUUCGAGCGAAGUUUUUUCUUGAUUUAGAUGGAAAACCGAAUCUUAACUUUAUGGAUCAAUUCCUUGAUGUCAAAGGAGAGGCUUUGUCCUCCACAUCAAAAUAUGUAUUUUGUCAUCACUUUGUCACCAGAGCAAAAGUCAGUAUUGCAAUUCCUGCUUAUGACAUGGAUGUCCGCAUAACAAUUCGCACAGUUUCAUCGACUCCUGAUAUGGAAGAAACAGAGCACGAGGAAACUUUAAAGAAGUACUUGGACAGGGUUACCUUCAGUGCUGAGGGAGAAAUCCUUCUUCCCGAUGAAAAGCUUAUGCCUGACGGUUGUUUUCUGCACUACAUUCGGAAAUGUAACCGUCGAUCCUACAGCUACACCGGCAGAGAGGAAGAUAGUUUUACUAUUGUCGUAUCUGAGGAAGAAGAGAUCGACAUGGAUGCUGGGCCCCAAGCUAGAGAAAAAAAGGUAUCUGAGGAAGAAGACAUCGUGGAUGCUGGGCCCAAAGCUAGAGAAAAAAAGACCGAUAUACAUUUGUACAGCGAUAAAUGUAAUCAGCUUUUAAGGAGUGGAGACUGGGAGCCAGAACAGAUCACCAGGAAGCUGCCGAUAUUUUUGUUGGCCCUGAGAGAUGUCCAAGAUAAUGUUAGAAGUAUGCAAAGAAAAACCGAAGUUGAUAUCCCCAUGGAGGUCAUGGGUUUAGUCAUAGGAAAGAAACAUUCUAAUCUGAGGAGGAUUGAAAAGGAAACUGGGACCAAGAUUGAAGUUGAAAAUAAUAAAAUCUAUGUCAGUGGUGGACCUCAAGAUACUAAACAUGCAAUAAAGGAAUUGAAGAAUUCUGCGUAUUACGGAAUCUAUAAAAAGAGGAUAAAGAGUCGGUUUUCCUGUGAUACUUAUAACUUUGUUGAUGGAAGUGGCAGGAAAUGUGAAUUCAGACUUGUUCCAGUUGAAUGCCCAAGGCAAGAAUGGCACCAAGACAAAGAGUACUUUAAGAUAGAAAGAGUCGAUGAAGAAGAUCAAAUGGCAUCAGUUAAAGAGAUGGGUGAUUUAAAGGGCUUUAUCAGUGAAGUGCUCCAAAACAUACGUCAAGCAAUUGAUGGCAGGUCUGUUGCUGACAUGCCUAAGGCUGAUUUUUGGUGCCAUUUUGGGCAUCUCUACAUAACAGGAAAUGUUGAUGAAGAUGAUCAAGGUAAAAUGUAUUCCUUGGAGGAUUUUCACAGUCAGUUAAACUAUGAAAAUGGCUGGAAUAUGUGGUUUGAUUCUGCUAUCAAGGAUAUGAAAGUGAAAGAAUUGGAAGAAGCACUAGCUGACUCCAAAUAUGAGAAAAUUCCUCCUCACAUCAGAUAUGAUCUGUCUUUUAUAACACCAUCCUGUACCAGGAUUCGGGCUAAGUUUUUUCUUGAUUUAGACGGUAAACCAAACCUUAACUUUAUGGAUCAAUUGGUUGAUAUCAAAGGAGAUGCUUUGUCCUCUGGUACACAAAAAUAUGUAUUUUGUUAUCAGUUUGUCCCCAGAGCGAAAGUUGGUAUCGCAAUUCCUGCUUAUGACAUGGAUGUUCGUAUAACAAUUCGCACAGUUUUAUCGACUCUCGAUAUGGAAGAAACAGAGCACGAGGAAACUGUAAAGAAGUACUUGGACAAGGUUACUUUCAGUACUGAGGGAGAAAUCCUUCUUCCUGAUGAAAAUGAUAUGCCUGACGGGUUUUUUCUGCAGUACAUUCGGAAAUGUAACCGUCGUUCUUACAGCUAUACCUGCGGAGAGUAUGAAGACAGUUUUUCAAUUCUUGUAUCUGAAGAAGAGGAGAUAGAUGACCUUCAUGAUAGAGAAAUAAAGACUGACAUACACUUACACAGUGAACAUUGUGAUCAGCUUUUGAGCAGUGGGAACUGGGAACCAGAACAGAUCAUCAGGAAGCUGCCGUCAUUUUUGUUAGCCCUUAAAGAUGUCCAAGAUAAUGGAAUUUUUAUUCGGCUGUUUAGAAGACGACACUUUAAAUGCAAACUCCGUCACUCUAGACCAGAGAUUGAAAGUAUGGAAAAAAUAAAAGUUGGAAUACCACAGAAGGUGAUGGGUCUGGUUAUAGGAAAACAACAUUCCAACUUUAAGAAGAUUCAAAGUGAAACUGGAGCAAGGAUUGAAAUUGUCGGUAGAAACAAUGUCUAUGUCAGUGGUAACCAUAAACAGUGCAAAGAAGCAAUACGACAAUUGAAAACUUCUGCGAAUGAAGCAUUGUACAGUACAACUGUAAAGAAACAAUUUCCAUUUACCAAAUAUGAUUUUGUUGAUGGAAGUGGCAAAGCAUGUGAUUACAGACUUCAUGAAGUGGAACUGCAGGAGCACCAUUGGCAGGAUGGAGAAUGCUUCAGAAUAGAAAGAGUUGAUGAAGAAGAGGAAAUGGUAAAUGAAGAAAUGCAAAUCUGUGACCUCAAAGAAAUCGUCGAUAAAGUUCUCCAGAAAAUACAAGCUAAAGAUGGCACUAGUGAUGAAAUCCCUAAAGCAAACUUCUGGUGUCAUUUUGGACAUCUGAACAUCACAGGAAAUGUUGAUGAAGCGGACAGAGAUGAAACAUAUUCAUUGGAGAAUUUGCGAAGCCAAUUUAACAAAAAAGGGGGCUGGAAGAUGCUAUUAGAUCCUGCUAUUAAGAAUAUGUUAGUGGAAGAAUUGGAAAGCGCACUAACAAGCAAUAAACACAAGACGAUACCACCUCACAUCAGAUACGAUUUGACCUUCAUAACGCCAUCGUGUGGCAACGUUCGAGCAAAGUUUUUUCUUGAUUUAAAUGGAAAACCAUUGAAUCUGGAAUUUGCGCGCCAAUUUAUUGACGUCAAAGAAGUUUGUUUGUCAUCAACAUCGCAGCAAGAGUACGUGUUGUGUGARGGUUUCAGACACAGAGCCAAAGUCAACAUCGCAAUUCCAUCUCGUGCAAUGGAUGUCCGUAUAAUGAUUCGUACAGUCCCAAGGAGUCCCGAUAUGGAAGAAAAUGAACAUGAAGAAACUUUGAAGACAUAUUUGGACAGAAUUACCUUUAGUGACGAAGGAGAAAUCUGUCUACCCGAUGAUAAAUAUAUGCCUUACGAUUUUGCUCUGCAGUUCCUUCGCAAAUGUAAGCGGCGAUUAUAYRGCUACACUGAGGAAGAGGAAAGUUUUACCAUAGUUAUAUCAGAUGAAGAGGAGCURAUUGGCGCGAGAACAGCUAUAAAGACUGAUGUGCACUUAUACAGUGAUCAAUGUAAUCAGCUUUUAAGGAKUGAGGACUGGGAACCAGAACAGAUCGUCAGCAGGCUGCCGACUUUUUURUCAGCGUUAAGAGGUGUCCAAGAAAACAUUUCUACUUCUGAAGAGUAGUGRCGUUUUUUCCACUGCAGGGUAUACUUAGACAGUGGUUCUCCUAUUCUUAUGGCGGGAGAAACCACAAAAAUUGUUGCAGUGGACCGGAAUCGAAWUUUUCUUUCAGUAUCAAUCAAAAUCAUAGUUGCACAGAUUUUAUUCAGAAUUUUUAAAAGAAAACUCUUACAUCAUAACUAUUAUCAGAUAAUUUUACAGUAGAAAUCAGUUUUUUGGAAAUGCACUAACAUGUUCAUACUAUCUAUAGUAUAGUGAGAAUUUUUUUGUAUGCUGAUUUUUGAAUUCUAAAAUUGUUAUUAGAAAAUGUUAUCAUCAAUAUAAAUGAAACACUCACAACAAAAGGGAAAAUAAAACAUCCAUAUUAU
This is a messenger RNA of Exaiptasia diaphana, 4837 nucleotides long. RefSeq lists its product as uncharacterized. Gene Ontology annotation, cellular component: nucleus; cytoplasm. The record is from RefSeq and is a predicted model, not a curated record. The transcript has 24 exons. Gene Ontology annotation, molecular function: mRNA binding. Gene Ontology annotation, biological process: regulation of gene expression. NCBI's taxonomy places the organism in Eukaryota, Metazoa, Cnidaria, Anthozoa, Actiniaria, Aiptasiidae. Bases 225 to 4472 code for a protein of 1415 amino acids.